This is a messenger RNA of Oncorhynchus gorbuscha (pink salmon), 1707 nucleotides long. Its product is annotated as ADP-ribosylation factor-like protein 2-binding protein. Gene Ontology annotation, cellular component: mitochondrial intermembrane space. Lineage: Eukaryota; Metazoa; Chordata; Actinopteri; Salmoniformes; Salmonidae. The transcript is spliced from 6 exons. The coding region runs from base 239 to 808 and encodes 189 amino acids. The record is from RefSeq and is a predicted model, not a curated record. Gene Ontology annotation, biological process: positive regulation of tyrosine phosphorylation of STAT protein; maintenance of protein location in nucleus.
UAAAGGACCUAUUAACGCACUUAAACAUUGAAGGUUAAUUUCAGUUCAGCCGAUGUUGAGAGCCUGACCGUACCGUACUCUACUGUAUUUACGGAACUAAUCCGCUGGGAUCUGUUUCCUCAAGGGAUUUAAUUUUCUGAAGGGAGCGUUUUUUUCGUUGCCUUGGUAAUUUGGUGCCUUGGAAGCGAUUACCGAAAAUCCGACACGUUAGCUUGAUAGCUAGCUAAUUAGAUUUAGAAUGGACGUGAAAGAGCGAGAUCUGCUGGGUGGUGCAGAGAACAUCGUUGAAAUGAUGGACUUGGAGGAAGAGAAUUUUGCUGUUUCAAACUCAUCAGAUGCUGAUGCUGCCUUUGAUGCUGUCAUUGGGAGUAUUGAAGACAUCAUCAUGGAGGAUAACUUCCAGCACCUGCAACAGAGCUUCAUGGAAAAACACUACCUGGAGUUUGAUGACUCAGAGGAGAACAAACUCACCUACACACCCAUCUUCAACGAAUAUAUUGAGAUGCUUGAGAAACGCCUCGAGCAGCAGCUGAUGGAGAGGAUUCCCUGUUUCAACAUGAGCACAUUUAACCAUUUACUCAAGCAGCACAAAGAUGAGGUGUCAGGAGACAUCUUCGACAUGUUGCUUACCUUUACAGAUUUUAUGGCCUUCAAGGAAAUGUUAAUUGACUACAGAGCAGUGAGUAACAACCCAGAAUGUUUCCGAUUGGAUGUUUUUAUUUUAGGAUCUGCACUAAUCAUUUGUGAGAGAGGAUUGUUUCCUCUGUUGUUGUGUGUCAGAAACAUAGAGAUAGGUGGAGGACUCUAGUGCCCAAAAACCAGUUUAGUAUGGGCAGUGCCAUUGAGGACUUUAACCAUUUUGAAGUAGUCAACUGUGUGGGACUUCCUAAGGGUUAAGGAAGGAUCUCAUAAUUCCAUCCAGGUCACCAGGAAGGAUCAGAUAAUAAAUUAUACUUGUGAGGAAACAUUCCAUAACUGCAGGUGGCAGUAAAUCAUCAACAUUGGCUUUAUACCUGUUCAAACAGAACAUUACAAGUGGCACUAUGCACCCUUUCAGUUUCUUUGCCAACUCAUAGAAAUAGUAGAACAAUAAAAGUGACUACCUCAAAAGGAGACGGCAUCAAUGGUGCUGCUUGUGCUCUCAUAGACGCCAUGAUGUGAUGUCUAUAUGCUCAGCACCUAUACCUUCUGUCUUCAGGAGAGGGAGGGCCGAGGGCUGGACCUCGGUGAUGGCCUAGUCGUGAGGUCUCUCAGCUCUGCAACCUCUAAACCCAUCACCUCCAGAACAACAGAACUGAAAUAACUAAUUAACAAUCAUCCCCAAACCUACAAACAUGCACAUUCAUGUCAAGUAGAGUAGUGCCGCUGGUGACCGAACAUAAGUGUUCAUGUCUUGCCCAUGCUCACCUUUUGUAUUUGAACUGUUGCAGGUUUGCAAUGGGAAUGUUAUCAGUAUAUUUUACAUCUAGCCAUUCUCUGGUGAAGAUGGAUACUUUUGUCCUCAUGGAACAAGUUUUUUUAAAUUGAAAUUGUGAACUCAAUUAUUUUGAAUUUUGUGUCUGAUUUUUACAUCAGUACACAUGUCUGAAGUUCUAAAACGAACAGUAUUUUUAUUACGUCACGCACUCAGUGAAUGUCACCGGUUUGUGCAUAUUUGCUUAUGUCCCAUUGUCUGUAAAUAAGGGUUUCAAAUAAAGACAUUCUGUA